This is a messenger RNA of Amblyraja radiata (thorny skate), 1932 nucleotides long. RefSeq names its product galectin-3-binding protein-like. The record is from RefSeq and is a predicted model, not a curated record. Bases 1 to 1932 code for a protein of 643 amino acids. The transcript has 6 exons. Lineage: Eukaryota; Metazoa; Chordata; Chondrichthyes; Rajiformes; Rajidae. Gene Ontology annotation, cellular component: membrane.
AUGGAGAUGCCUCGCCCGCGGACCCUGGUACUCACCCUGCUGCUGGCUGGCCUCAGCAAAGCGGUGGAUCGUGGUGAGCUGCGUCUGUCAGGGGGCCAGCAGCCGACGGAGGGCCGAGUGGAGGUUUACUAUGACGGGGAGUGGGGCACGGUGUGUGACGAUGGCUGGGACCUGACCGACGCCAACGUGGUUUGCCGCAGCCUGGGCUUCCUCAACGCCACAGAGGCCACCAUCGGAGGCGUGUUCGGGUCAGGUUCUGGCACCAUCCUGAUGGACGAGGUGGCGUGUGCGGGCACCGAGACCUCGCUCACACUCUGCAAGAGUCGUGGCUGGAAGGUCCACGACUGCCAGCACUCGGAGGAUGCAGGGGCCCGCUGCGACCCCCGCAGAUGGGACCAUUUCUUCGGCUACAGACUGGACCUGACGGCGGAGCUGCGGGUGUCGCUGCAGGAGCUGUACGCUAGUCGCAGGGACUGCGACCUGAACAUCACCGUGAUCGCGCUGGAGACCGGCAGGGAGCAGAUGCGCUCUUGUGUCCACCGCCUGGUGCUGGCGCUGCACAACGACGGCAACACCAUCAGCCGCAGCGACGGGCCCAACGUCAGCUUGCUCUUGUCACAGGACUGCGUGCAGUACGUGGAGGGCAUCAUCAGGUAUUUCUACACCAAGACCAUCGAUGUGACUCUAGCGUCGGUGAAGUGUAUCCACAACAUGGCAUCAGAUUACGGGGUGACUGCGGUGCGGGAUCAUUGUGACCGACUCUUCUACAAACUGUUGCCGCAGGACCCGUCCUUCCGCCACCAGCUGGAGCUGUACAAUUACGCGGAGGCGGUGGAGGACCCGCUGCUGAAGGAGGUUUGCCUGGAGUACUUGGCGUGGAACUGCCAGGCAUUCAUGCAGUCGCUGGCGUGGCCCGAGGUGACGGCAGAAGAGUUGGACACGUUGCUGCAGCGGUCGGACCUGGCGGUGCCGAGCGAGCUGUCGCUGUACAGGGCGCUGGAGCGGUGGCUGGAGACCCGCGGGCGAGGAGACGCCGCCGACCUGCUGCUCAGCCGCAUCCGCUUCCCCAUGAUGUCGCCGGAGGAGCUGGUCUCGCUGCCGGCGGCGGUGGGGCAGCAGCUCCGGCCUCUGCUCACGCCUCGCCUGCUGGAGGCCUUUCAGUUCCACGCCGUGGCCCCGGAGCGCCUGAGACUCUACACCGACCUGUCCCAGCCACGCUUCCGCCCGCGUCUCUACACCUCGCCGGCGUGGAGCUGCCGCCUGGAGCUAGCGGUCAUUCCCCGGGCUCAGCCCGCCGCGCCGGCCCGCAGACACCCCGCCUACAGCCGCACCGGCCGCUACGGGGGCAGGUUCGCCUACCCGGGCCAGGACAGUCAGCGGGCCGGCCCGCCCAGGGACCCCGCCUCGCCCGGCCUUUACUUCUACACCAGCGGGCACCGGGGCGGCCGCCAGUCGUGGGCAGCGUAUUACCACGCCAGCCGCGCCCAAUGCCGGGCCGCCGGCCUCCUGUGCCCGUACGACACUUACCCGGUGGCCGUGCUGUCGGCCCGCGGUCCCGCCGCCAGACCUGACCUUGUGCCCUGGCCCACACCCGGCCCCGACCUCCCGCCCGGCCCCAACCCCAACCCCAAACCCAAAACCAAACCCCCGCCCCGCUUCUCCCGCGGCCCCGCCGCCAGAUCUGACCUCUCGGCCUGGCCCACACCCGGCCCCGACCUCCCGCCCGGCCCCAACCCCAAACCCAAACCCAAACCCCCGUCCCGCUUCGCCCGGGGCCCCGCCGCCAGACCCGACGUCUCGCCCGGCUUCGCCCGCGGCCCCGCGCCAGCCCGCCUGGCACGGCCGCCUUGCCCUCCCGCCGGCCCGGCUUGUUCUACCACAACCGGCUGCUUCUGCACUGUGGGGCCAUCGUGGUCCACGCCCAGGAGAUGA